AUGUUCGACAACACGCCAUCUCCAUCUUCUUCGCCCACCAUCAUCACUCGACGAGAUAUGCGGGCCAUCACGUUCUCCGCAGCAACUGUGGCCGCAUUCGGUCGCUUCGUGAGUCGCGACUCGCAACAAGCUCUUCCAGGGUCUCUUUGUUUAGGUAUUGUUCCAGGUUGUCUGCAUCAGCCUCAACCGACCCAUGCGCAAACGCCAAGAAAGUCUUUCGAAGUGUACCGGGAAGAUGACAUUCAUCAAGCGUUCCAACCUGGGUCUAACACGACUGAUCUAUCYCUAAAAGACAGACGCUCGCAGAUGUUGGUCUUUAUCUUAUUACCAUUCGUGCGAGCAAAAUCGAUGUCGAUGACUUUCAGGCUGGCAUGUCAUGCUUGA
Ramularia collo-cygni is the source of this 384-nucleotide messenger RNA. RefSeq lists its product as uncharacterized. NCBI's taxonomy places the organism in Eukaryota, Fungi, Ascomycota, Dothideomycetes, Mycosphaerellales, Mycosphaerellaceae. The transcript has 2 exons. The record is from RefSeq and is a predicted model, not a curated record. Bases 1 to 384 code for a protein of 127 amino acids.